GCUACACAGUGGAAAUCCGCGCCGGGGAGCUGCCGAGGGGAGCGAGCGUCAUGUGAAAGGCGCACAUGCUCUGCCACCCGCGCAGCGCGUCCCUCUCUCGCUUCUCUGUGCGUUCCCCUUGUUCUUCUCUAACGUAACUCCUUUUCUCCCACUUCCCGUGCUCCGCCGCCGCUCCGCAGCCCAGGCGGCCUCCGCAAGGGCUCCGCGGCGGGCGGGCGCGGGGCAUCCCGCGGAGCCGCGCCCCGCGGAGCCGCCUCGGAGGAGGAGGGAUGGUUUUCCCGGCGGAGCAGAGCCGCGGGUGCUGAGACGGGAUUUUUGCGGUGCGGUUCCCGGGCUCCCAGCUUCAUGACUCCGCGGAGCGGGGAGCCAAAACCAUGCGAGCACAAAUUGAAGUGAUACCAUGCAAAAUUUGUGGUGAUAAGUCCUCUGGAAUACACUAUGGUGUCAUCACAUGUGAAGGCUGCAAGGGAUUCUUUCGGAGGAGUCAGCAGAACAAUGCCUCCUACUCCUGCCCAAGGCAGAGAAACUGUUUAAUUGACAGAACCAACAGGAAUCGUUGCCAACACUGCCGACUGCAGAAAUGUCUUGCCCUGGGAAUGUCUCGAGAUGCUGUGAAGUUUGGAAGAAUGUCCAAAAAGCAGAGGGAUAGCUUGUAUGCUGAAGUGCAGAAGCACCAGCAGCGACUGCAGGAACAACGGCAGCAGCAGAGCGGUGAGGCAGAAGCCCUCGCCAGGGUUUACAGCAACAGCAUCAGCAAUGGCUUGAGCAGCCUGAAUAAUGAAACUGGCAGCACCUACUCAAAUGGGCACCUCAUUGACCUGCCGAAGUCUGAGGGUUAUUAUAACGUAGAUUCUGCCCAGCCUUCCCCGGAUCAGUCUGGGUUAGAUAUGACUGGAAUCAAACAGAUAAAGCAGGAACCUAUCUAUGACCUCACCUCUGUACCAAACCUGUUUACCUACAGCUCUUUCAACAAUGGGCAAUUAGCUCCGGGGAUAUCGAUGACUGAAAUAGAUCGAAUUGCACAGAAUAUCAUUAAAUCUCAUUUGGAGACAUGUCAAUAUACAAUGGAAGAACUACACCAGCUAGCAUGGCAGACCCACACAUAUGAAGAAAUUAAGGUUUACCAGAGCAAGACCAGAGAAGCUCUGUGGCAGCAGUGUGCCAUUCAGAUCACCCAUGCUAUCCAGUACGUAGUGGAGUUUGCUAAGCGCAUAACAGGCUUCAUGGAACUCUGCCAGAACGACCAAAUUCUCCUCCUUAAGUCAGGCUGCUUGGAAGUGGUUUUGGUGAGAAUGUGCCGUGCCUUCAACCCACUCAAUAAUACUGUUCUGUUUGAAGGGAAGUAUGGAGGGAUGCAAAUGUUUAAAGCCUUGGGUUCUGAUGAUCUAGUGAACGAAGCAUUUGACUUUGCAAAGAAUUUAUGUUCCUUACAGCUGACUGAGGAGGAGAUUGCCUUGUUUUCAUCUGCUGUUCUGAUAUCACCAGAUCGGGCCUGGUUAAUAGAGCCAAGGAAGGUCCAGAAGCUUCAGGAAAAGAUUUACUUUGCACUUCAACAUGUGAUCCAGAAGAACCAUCUUGACAAUGAGACACUGACAAAGUUAAUAGCCAAGAUACCAACCAUUACUGCACUUUGCAACUUGCACGGAGAGAAACUACAGGUAUUUAAGCAAUCUCACCCAGAUAUAGUGAACACACUGUUUCCUCCAUUAUACAAGGAGCUUUUCAAUCCAGACUCAACAACUGGCUGCAAGUGAAGGGGAUAAUAGAAUUUUCACAUAGUCAUGGAAUGCAUCACUAUUAAGACAAAAAGAAAUGUUUUCAUGAAGAACUUAUUAAAAAAUGUCACUACUGCAACACUAGGAAUGUCCUGCACUUAAUAGAAUUAUUUUUCACCGCUACAGUUUGAAGAAUGUAAAUAUGCAACUCUGAGUGGGGAUGUCUUUUUUCUCUAUUCUUUGUUUACCUUUUUUUUUUUUAACUGACAAUGAAUAUACAAAUAUAGGACACUGGGUGUUAUCUUUUUUUUAAAAGUUUAUUUUAUUGGAGGAAGUUUUGGGAGACAAUUGUUCCUAGAAUUUUAUUGUAGAUAUACCUGAGAAUAGAGCAGUACUUUGCAGUAUUACUCUUGUUGUUUAUUGUUCAAAUAUAAUUUAAGAAAAUUCCACUUAUUGGACUUGCCUACUUCUAUGUUUUUAGAUAGUUUAAUGCAUGUGGAAAUUUGUAGCUGUCUUGGAAAUUAUGGUGCAUGUAUGGAAUACACAUAUAUAUAUAUGUGCUAUAUACUUUUAUAUAUAUAUAUAUAUAUAUAUGUAGGUAUUAUAUGCAUACAUGCUGUAGCUUAAAUAUCCCAUGCCUACUUUUAAAGGAUGCUCAGCCUGGCUGUCUUGCAUUUCUUACUCUCCAAGUAAUGUAUUACAUUUACUUUGGGCAAUCAAGAUUUGUUUUGCCAGUCAGAGUUAAAUUAUCAGCUGCCAAUGUGUAAUGACAGGAUCACUUCUGAGAUUUGUGUAAUGUAGUGCAUGUGUGCAGUCUGUAAAUGAAACAGUAGGAAUGUAUCAAUGGUGCAGAAGCCUUGUCUGGAUUAUUUUAGUGGAGAGAGGAAAUGGUUUUUUAGAACUUUCUCCCUGUUACAGGGAUAGAGCAUAUAUAAAAGUGAACAUUGCAGGACCUGAUGUCAGUAAAGUAUCUGAAACAUGGAGUGAAAAUGUAGACUAUCCCACACAUACUUCUUCCUAAUUCCACAUGUGGUUUUAUUUUAUAUAUGUAUACUGCUUUGAAAAUUAAUUGCAAGUCUUGGUUUGUUUUUUGCUGGACACAAUGGAAAGACAUAUAGUGAAAUCAGUGAAAACUGUGGGAAGCCUAAAAUGUAGCUCUAAAGAAGUAGAAGCUUCUAAAGAGUAGAAGCAGAGGGGGCAAGGUGGGGAAGGAGAAGAAAAUUCAAAGCAAGCAAUGUCCAUGGUUACAAAGGCAAAUAUAACUAGCACUGUUUCUGACAUAGCCAUCAUCUGAAUAGGACUGAUGGUUUCCAUUCCACAGAUACAUACAUACCUGUGUGUUACAUACACAUGCAUAUAUGUGUGUGUAUAUGUAUGCGUGUAUAUAACUCUAUACAUAUAUAGUAUUGAAUUUAGAUGCACUUCAGGAGGGGAGCAAGGGCUUGAGGCUUUCUUUUUUACUGUCUCUGAAUUAACUUUAUAUGCAUUUGCUGGCAAAACCAAAGGCAAACACAGAGGAGAAUGGAAUAUUGCCAUGGACUUAAUCUUGUGGAUUAAUUAAGUUUAAUUAGCAGUCAUGAUUAAUAUGUUUAGAUUCUGCCAGAGAUGCAAAACCUACACUUUUUAGCUAUGGAAGAGGAAUUCAGCUUCUGCUACGACUCUGUCCUUAUCAACACUUUUACCCAUAGCAAGCUUUUUCAGAGAGAAUCCGAAAACUCUCUGCAACAGAAAUUAGAGGAAGCAGGCAGUAGAGUAGAAACGAAGUGAAGGCAGGAUAACAAGCAGACAUAUUUCUUUAUUUCAAAUCACAUAGAAAUCAAUGAAACCCAAGGCAAGGCAAGGAGAAGCACACUGGCAGGGAGGCCAAAGGACCCGCUGCCUGCCAGGCAGCUUGCCAGAGCAGUGUCACAAGGAGCCCACAGGGACACAGCUGGGCUUCAGGGGGUUGCAGAAACUUGGUUUGUUGCCAUGAUAACUUAAUGCCUCCAGCUUUUCCAGCGGACUCGCACAAUUCUGGUCUCAAAUCUUCUUUUGCCUUUUCUGCAUGACCAAAUAAUUCACAGGCUAUUCCGAGGACUUUGUGAAGUUUUCUCUUGCCUCCUGUCAGCUGGGUUGCAAGUUUAUAUACACGUUUUGUGGCAGAAUUCAGUCUAGGCAACAUAAACUGCUGUCUGCUCAUUUUUAGUGAUGCUGGACCAGAUACAGGAGCACUUACGAACACUCAGCUUAUAAAUCUUUCUCUGUACGUCCUUUACACCUUCAAAAAGAAAAAACGUACACAGCAAAGUUAGUUGUGCUGAGAAUUUUGUUGCAAAUGUGACAUACUAUUCAAAAUUACUUACUCGCUAGAGCAGCAAUUUCUAGAAUAUCCUUUUUCUCCAAAUUCAGAGCACAUUUUCUGAUCUUUGCUGAUUACACUGCAGUGUCUUCAAUUAACAUAAUAAAGCGUUGCUCCUGAUGCUUCUUUAUACCACUUAAACACCAAGACUGGCAUUCCCUUAUAUGUUGAUUUAUCUCUUUGCAGCCACUUUUAUAUGGGAAAUCCAUGAAAAUCCGAAUAUUUUUAAUAUCAAAAACAUUAAUUAGUCAUGUUUCUGUACUGCUUAUGUGAGUUAACUUGGGAAAAAUCUCAAGUCAGACUGAACCCUGGAUGUGCUCAGUUUGAAAGGCAGGGGUUUCAUGUUUUCCUUGUCUUUUCCAACACAAGAACAUGCUCAUAUAUAUUUGUUUGAAAUCUUUUAUAAACUUGUUUUCAGUGUUUCAAAAGUAACAUAUUUAGCCAACCCACAGAAAUACAGAAUGUGUGAUAAAUAUUACUGUUCUUAGUGCUGUUAAGUAAAAAGGUUUGUCAUGUUUAUAAAUAGUCCUUCACAAUUAUUAUAUCUUGAAAAUGUUUUGUUCUUUUCAAAUAAGCUAAUCAUUCCUUGGGAUUUUUUACUUAUGUCUUAGGCAAGACAACCAAAUGGAAAUCACCAGUGAAAAAGACAUUAUUUAAUCAUUAUCCACAGAGCUUUUAAUCCUUAAAGCACUAUUCUUAAAUCACUGCAACCUCAUGACCUUUUCAAUCAGUAGGGAUUACUGCAACUUUUAAAAGAUGCAGAAAUGAAGGAAAAGAAGUUAAACGACUUACCAGAGACUACAAAGGUAGCAGUGUGCAGUCCUCAAAUACAAAUGGAUUCUUGCCUUUUGCCCUAAAAAUAUUAAGAUGCGGGUAUACAAAAUCUUCAUUGCCGUUAAUAGACAAUAGCCUUUACAAACAAUUACAAAUAUUGCCAAACAAUGUUUAUCUUCAAAUGAAGUUAAUUAUCAGCAGCUUGCUCUGGUUUUGUUACUACUUUUACAGAAUUUGAGCAAGUAACCUUGCUUUUAUUUAUGAAAAUAAAAAUUCAUUCUCACAUGUUAUUUAUUUGUGGUAACUGAGACUGAUAAAUAUUAUUUAAUUUUCUCUGAUUUGGGAUUGGCCACAUAGGUGAAGUAGUAUCUCUUUUACCCUUCAUUGACCAUGUUUAGAACAACAAAUAAUGAUCACAUGCUACAGGCUGGAUUUUUGUUCUUGGUUUUGAUAUAUAGUUACUUAUACUCAAAAUUUCAAGCUCUUAGUUUUCAAUUUCGUAUGUUCAGGCUAUCCAUAAACUUUAAAUAAUAAAAUAACAUGAAUUUCAGUAAAUAACUGCAUAAUCCACCCACAUAAUGUUUUUCAGAAAAUAUUGAUGCUGCACUUUAUUUCUUCUUGGUUUUCAUUAGUCCACAGUAGUAUUUGAAUCCUUUUAAUUAGAUCUCUAAAACUAGGAUUUGUCACAUCUGCUCUCUGUAGUAAUUGAUUAUGUUCAUUAAUUUUUUUAGUGACAAGCUUUUCAAAUGGGACACAUUUUUUAAUGAUUGAUUAACCCAGGAUCUUUAACAAAAGUAUACUUAAAGUAUGUGUUAAAUCUUCUACUUCAAGCAUUGCUCUCAGAUAAUUCAAAGACAUUUAUCUAAAUUACCCUUGGCAUCGAGGAAGCAGAUGCAGACUCUUUGUUACACUACCACAGAGACUUAAUUUUGGUGUAAAUAUCACUCUUGCCAGCUCUUUGUAUAAAGAAUUCAUUCCAAGAGUCAAAUUUCCUUCUAACAGAAUGUUUGCUUUAGCAUUGCUAUGAAAAAAACAGGGUAACAGAAAGCACUCAGUUAAGCCAGCUUGUUUCCAAAAGCAAUGUGUAUUUUUUGAUUGGUUUGUGAUAGGCAGCAUUUAGGAGUUGAUUCUGCAAGUUGUCAGGCUCCCUUUGCUUUAAUUAGAGCCACUAGAAAUGGACACAUCUAAAGCCUCACACAGAAGAUGUUCAACCCCUCAUAAAGUUGGAUGCCUUGAGGUCACCUUUGCGCUUUCCAGAGCACAGAUCAGAUAUCAUUCUCAUACUUGUGUUUUAAUGCUUUUACUUAACACUUCCCAUAGUUCAUUUCAGCUCUAUUUCACACCAAUGCUGUCUUGAUGCCUGUGCCAGGUUAUGAUGCUCCAGGUGGAGCAACUAUCCGACUUGUCUAUGAAGAUGAGCUUUAUUAUGUGAUUUUUUUGAUUCUUUUCAUGGUGGCAGCUUGCAUGAGUGUACAUUUCCCUUUGGGAUAGUUUGCAGAAAUUUAUAACAUAAUUUUUACGCAAAGAGGGUGCAAAGCUGCUCUUGUGUAUCUCCCUCUCAGCCUUCCAGCACCAGGCUGUGGUACCACAACCAAGGCUGCAGCAGUCUUAUGAAUUGGUCAGGCAGCACAGUUAAGAGAUGUGCAGCUAGUGGAUUCUUUCCCUGUUGUCUUUUUCACCCCUUCCUAAGCUGUGCUACAAAGCGCAUUUGAAAGAUGUUCAGAUGUUUCCAGAAGAGACGAGGUCCAGCCUAGAAGUUGGGUCAUAUUUUCGGAGUCAUUGUCUGUUGGAUGUCUCAGGAAUAUAGCACUGGACAAUGAAAUCAGACUGAAAAUGGAAAGAGUUUUUGUCCAAAUAUGGUGUGUCUAAGCACAUGUAAAAUAGAAUUCUGAGACAGAACAGCUUGCUUUUCGCUGGAAAUAACAAAAUAGUGUAUAUACACUAACCAGCCUGUCCCAGCACUUUCUGCCUCCACUCUAGAAACUAACUUCUAUCUCUGACAUCCAUUAGGAUCCGUGUGUUGGAGACCCAGCCCUCUUUCCUUUUUAUGUUUCAUGCUUUGUAAAUGACAAUCACUGCUUGAUGCAGAUGUUGCACUGUAUGCUGCUCAGGGAUAUUUCAUUACUAAAAAUAGCUAUAUAAAUAUAACAAUAAUAAUAAGGAAGAGAAUGUUAGAGGCUUUGAAGGGCAUGUGUUGGACUGCCCAAAUGAACACGACCCAGACAAGGCUUUAAGCCAGUGAUUAGAAUUAAAAUUGGUAUAAACUGAAUUCACUGUCAGCGUUUCCUCAGCUUGAUGCAGGACUCACUUCACCCAUUGUUUCACAGUCAGUGGACCCCUCCUGAGUUAUCAGUUUAUGAUGCUAAAGUCCUUUUGGAAAGAAAAUGCAAGCGAGCUUUAUAUGAAUUACUGGAUUUAGAUAACUGACAAAAGAAAGUGCAGUUUGAAGGCACUGAGUUUAGGUACCAUCAAUGUAAGUUCAUAUUAAGAAUUGCUGCAGACAUGUAAGAAGAAAACUAAAGACAUGGAAUAUAUGAUAGUACGACAGCAACAGUAAUGCCAGGCAACAACAUGGAAAAAUUACUAUAAAGAGCAAGUAGUAUAAAGUGGCUCAAGCUACCCUUUCCUCUCAGGAAUGCACAAAAUCAGAGCUACCCCCAGGCCUCUGUAGCAAUGUUUCUCCAUGGUAUUGCCAGUUCUUUUCUCACCUCAAGCAAAUAUGACCCCAUUUUAAACUGUACUAGUGAAAAAUAUGACCGUUUCCUAAAAUUUUGAAAUGCACGUACCUAUCCUUAGGUGCAUUUACACCACAAGUUUUUUAUAGACCUAUCAUUACAAGAAAACACACAGGAAGACAAAUUGCAGGGCAUUAUAUUGUUAGUCAUUGAGUUAAGUCUAGGUAUCUAACCAAGAGGCUGUCCUCAGCCUGAUCAUUGCUCCUAUUCCCACAGUGAGUAUAUACAGGUUUUGAUUCCAUCUUCUGAAUUCCCUGCAUCUAGAAGAUGGUUGGCAACUUAAAGUCCCUGCAAGUAAGGCUGCAUGACAACAAGCCCAACACCUCAGUGAUUUACCAUCCCAGAAGUGAUUUUUAGUGGAUUGCUUAGCUACAAUAAAGCCACUCGUGUAUGCAGUCUACAGGCAAAGGCCAUUGUGAAAAGGAGAGACCUAAAAUUUCUACACUGGUAGCUCACAGAUCAGUAACUUUUCUAAAAAGGCAGCCUGACAUGAUCAAUAUGUUGGUGUCCUUCAAAUGAUCCUUGCAUUUCAUUUGUGCUGAGAGAAUAAGACAAUGCACAAAAUGCUCUGGGAAAGCAUAGAUAUUUUCUGGGUGUUUACAGCAGGCAGCAAGGAUGAUGCUGCUCACAGUGAGUUCAGUAACAUAAUGUACUACAUUUACAUAAUUUCAUCAUCCUCACAAUUCAAGCACAGCACGUAGGGAGAGUGAAAGAAAACAUCAUUGGAUACAGCAGCAAUAAAUAAAUUAUAAGUGUUUCUUUGUAACUGUACUUGCAGAAAUUGUUUGCUUUGCAUGUGGUCUUCUGUAUAAUAACAUAAAGAAAAAACUUCAUCUAAUUUAGAUAUCACAGUGUUCUUACAUAGUUGUUGGAUUUGUUGGGUGGAGCUGCUAAUUUGUGAUCAAAUAUACUGCUGUUAAGAAAAAUGUGUGUGUGUCAAGAAAAGGCCAAGGGCCUUGUUUAUGGCUAUCCAUUGGCAGCAGUAAAGUAUGUUAAAUAUAAUACUGGUCUGGACAGAAUUUAAGAAAUAUUUCCUAUAUUUCAAUAUUAUGAUCACAUUGGUCCCAUAUUUGGGCAACAAGAAUGCGACUGCAUUGGGAAAAAAGCAGGGCCAGAUGGUCAGCCAUGAAGGACAGGAAAGAACAGGCUUUACCUUGAAGACUGUUCCAGAUAAAACCAGCUUAUUAAAAAAAAAAACAAAAAUAUGUGUAAAAAAAAAAAAAGCACUUAUACUUGUCUUGAUUAGACACGCAGCUUAAUAAGUCAAAGUAACUACAUUAGGCUGUCGACUUUGGGGAUUCAGAUUCAGAUGCACUACAUUUGUGUUUUUUUAAUGUGUCACUUCAAUGUCAGAAUCAGGCAAAAAAAAAAAAAAAAGGUGUUUUGUUGUUAAUAGUAAGAAAUACUAAUAAUCAUUUAACCCUACAGAGUGUGGACCAAACAUUCUCACGCAGUAGAUGGGGAUUUGUCCGUGCACUUAUUCUUAAAAAGCCACUGAGUAGCAUAGCAAGUGAACUAGACGAGAUAUUCUUUGCCUUUUACAUGAUUGCAAUGUGACCUCUGGCAGGCUACAGGGAGCGGCUCUGUUAUUGUACUUGUGGCCACAAAUAAAGCACAACUGAACUCUAGGCUGUUAUCAACACCCAACUAAAUCAAAUGCAUGGGGUAUUUUGAGAUUUAUGCUAAUCGGUGUGAGAUAAUUCCCAUGUUAAACUAAUUACUUUGCUUGUAAUGAGUGGACGGUAUAAAUAAAUUAGGAAUCAGAAUAGCAAUGAAAUCCCUUAUUUUACAUCUGCACUCUCUGCCUCAUCUGAUUAACACUGAAAAAAGUUACUUAAAAACUAAACAAAACAAGACGAAAGAAACCUGAGUAUGUAUUGUAGAAAUGUAGAAGACAAAUAAAAUAUUUUUUCAAAGGUAAUUACUUUUAAUAUAUGCUUGUGGAAGGUCUGAUACUAUGUAUGCUGUCUCUGCAAUUUUUGCUGUAAAUAACUUGGGACAGUGAAUACACUGAUUUUUUCUAUGUCUCUGUUUAAACAUAAGACUUUGUAAUGAUUUUUUUUAAAGAGGAAAAACAUCAAAGAGCCAAUUAUGUACUUGCUUCCUGUAAAUGUAAUGUACUCUUCAGUUUUUAUGGAAACUGAUUGUAAUAGAUAAAGCCUUUUGACCAGCCAUUGAUGUUUAGUGUAUACUUCUGUUCAUAAAGAGUUAAAAAAAAGAUGGGACUGUCAACGAAACAUGAUCCCAGUGAGUCUGUACCAUGAGUAUUGUGUUAAUACCUGCAGACUGCAUUUGACUUACGUAAUUUGAAGAAAGGUUGCUCAAACAAAUAGUGUUUCCUAACAGCAUUUGGCUUUUAUGAAUCCUUCAGGCAUGAAUUAUACUAAUAGAAAUAUUUCUUUCUUUCCAAUGAGCUAAAUAUUUUUGUAUGCCUUUAAUUUCUUAUUCAAAUUUGAGGUUAGAUCACUCAUUAGCUAUAAUCUGAAGCCAUAACCGACCUUCACCACAUACAUGUUUUAAAGAUCAUACUAGAAAAAGAAAUUAUAUCCAGUUUAUCAACACCUAUAUUAAAACAGACAGGAGCAUAAAUAACAGGCAAGGUAUUUGGAUGCUUUUCCAAUAUGACUUUAAUGGCUAGUAUUUUAUGAUUACCAAUUUAUAAAAAAGAAAAACAUAAUUAAAAUAGAUAUUUAGAUUUAAAUGAAGCUUUCUAAUAUUUUUUAAAUAUCCCUGAAAAAGCUUCCUUGCUUUUAGGAAUAUGAGAGAAACUGAUUUUUCAUAUACUUCCCACUUUCAAAUAUCUAAUGUUUUUAUCCUAUUUCCAGUUCACUUUGUGAGAGUGAAAUGAGAUGUUAAGACCCAGAUCUCCAAGCCCUGAGCUAUUUGGUGCUUGGCUGUAGCUAUAUUGUGUAAAUCAAUUUGAUUUUAAUUUUGAGGGUGUGUUUUCUACUUGAUAAGCAGACUUACCACUGUUGGUAAUACAGACAAGUUGCAUUGCCUGUCAAGAAGCAUGAUAAAAUAACAAUCAAUCAAAUACAAUCCAAAUAACAGUCAAAAUGAGUCACUCUCAAAAGCCGAAUAAAAAUUCCUUUUUAAAAUCAAAUGCCUCUUAGAGUCAACAGUGGUUUGUUUGGUUUUUUAAAAGCUUAGUUGUAUGAUAAUUAUGAUGUAUCUUAACUGGCUUGUAGAUGCAAAAAGUAAAGCCACAAAUGAAUCUCAGCAUGCUGGGUAAAAAUCUGGCUCCAUUGAAACCAGUGGUCAAAACUUUCACUGAUUUCCGUGGAGCCAGGAAUUCAUCCAGCAUUUUUACAUCUGCAGUUUUCUUCUGAUCUUCCUCCCUUGUUUAAUAUAACUGACCUAAUUUAUGUGUAUGUGAGUAAAAAUACAGCCUGAUUCAUUUAGAAAGUGAUCGUUGAGGGUUUUAUUUUUUAUCAUUAAUUUUGUAGGACCAGCAUCCCUGUCAAAUGAAAAGGUUCUAUAUUACUUUAGAAUGUAAUAGAUUUUUUCUUAUGUCCUGUAAUUUAUUAGUUCUGUACUGUUAGCAUUUCAUAAUAAUGCACACAUGAUUUUUGAAUGUUUUCUGUAAAUGACAAUCAAUGUUGAUGAAGUUCCUUUCUUUAA
Molecule: messenger RNA, 11183 nt
Organism: Cuculus canorus (common cuckoo)
Lineage: Eukaryota; Metazoa; Chordata; Aves; Cuculiformes; Cuculidae
Gene: RORB
Product: RAR related orphan receptor B
Exons: 10
Coding region: 375-1754 (459 amino acids)
Biological process (GO): regulation of transcription by RNA polymerase II
Cellular component (GO): nucleus
Molecular function (GO): zinc ion binding; RNA polymerase II cis-regulatory region sequence-specific DNA binding; nuclear receptor activity
Source: RefSeq, a predicted model, not a curated record